Drosophila bipectinata is the source of this 1860-nucleotide messenger RNA. RefSeq names its product Taspase 1 (gene Tasp1). Lineage: Eukaryota; Metazoa; Arthropoda; Insecta; Diptera; Drosophilidae. The record is from RefSeq and is a predicted model, not a curated record. Gene Ontology annotation, cellular component: cytoplasm. Gene Ontology annotation, biological process: protein maturation. Gene Ontology annotation, molecular function: asparaginase activity; threonine-type endopeptidase activity; beta-aspartyl-peptidase activity.
ACUGAUCCACAUUUGAUUUGUUUACGCCGUACAGCGCACGGACUGCAGCAAGACAACAACAAUAGUAUCAUCGGAAUAAACAACAAACACUGGGUAACAUGGCCGGCUUCGUGGCGGUGCACACAGGGGCUGGCAAUUGCAUCGACGAGACCAAGUACCAGCGGGUGAUAAAGGAGGCCUGUAUCCGGGCCACGGACAUCCUCCGGAACGGCGGAUCGGCUGUGGAUGCCUGUGAGGCGGCCAUCGUUCGGUUGGAGAACUGCGGCUACACCAACGCCGGCUAUGGCUCCAAUCUGUGCAUGGACGGAUCCGUCCAGUGUGAUGCCGCUUUAAUGGAUGGAUCCAACCUUAAUUUCGGGGCGUGCACAAAUGUCAGUCGUGUCAAAAAUCCCAUCCAGCUGGCACGAAGGAUAUGCGAUGCCCAAGCAACUCCACAACUCCUAGAGCGCAUUCCACCGAUGAUCCUGGCGGGUAGUGGGGCAGAGCGGUAUGCCGACGAGGUUGGCUGCUCCAUGGUUGAACCAUCUAUGCUCAUCUCCGCCAAGGCCAAAUUCCAGUUCAAUCACUACAAGAGCAAAUAUGACUUGGUGGUGGGCCGGUUGGCUAAGGCUCCGUCGGAAGAACCUGUAGCUGUUCCUGAAGCCGACAACGAAGUGGAAUUAUCCGCCGCGUUGGACACCGUGGGAGCAGUAUGCGUGGACGGUGCAGGAAACACUGCAGCUGGCUGCAGUUCUGGAGGAAUUUUACUCAAAGUGCCCGGAAGAGUGGGCCAAGCGGCUACUUACGGUGCUGGAUGCUGGGCCACCGAUACUGAUGAACUGGCAAUAGCUACCUGCACGACCGGCAACGGUGAGUACUUGAUGAAAACACUGUUGGCCAGGGAGAUCUGCAACGGUGCCUUCAGCAGCGACUGUGCGGUAACCAGCCUACACCGGACGUUCAAGCAGAAGUUCCUCGACUCACCCUUGCUGCCUAGACAGCAGGAUCUCUAUGCCGGCGCCCUGACCCUGCUCUACUAUCCGAGCCAGAGCAGCGGCGAGGUGAUGUGGAGCCACACGACGCAAUCGUUUUGCGUCGGCUACAUGGCCACCACACAGAAGGUGCCAAAGUUUGUGCACUCGCCUCUGCCCACGUACAGUGUGCCGGGCAGAUCGUGCGUCGUCAAUGGCCAUAAUUUCCAUUUGCGCAUUUAGAUGAAGCCAACUAGUCUGGUCGCCGGAUUCGCAUCGCUUUCCACCCCUCUCUGUCGGCUGCUUCGGCAGCUUCAUCUGCUGCUCAUUUGAUUUAAUGUUUAAUUGCCGCGACAAUCGCUGCCAAGAGUGCCGGAGGUGGAGGAGAAUAUGCUUUGUCUCGGCGCAAUAUUAAGAUAAUUAAGCGAAAACUUUUAUUUGUAAAUUAUCGUAGAUUGUAAAGCAGAACAGUGUGUACUAUUGGGAUUUCGAAUAUUGUUUUUCCCUCUGCCUUCGAACUGGGUGCGCUAGAUAAAUCAAAUAGCCAGCCAGGCAGCCAGCAAGGCAGAAAGCCGGCGGCAUGCGAGUCGAAAGGAAUAUCAUAUUCGAGAUUCGAGUGGGCAUAUGUUUGUAUAUCCGUGUGUAUAUUUAGAAGCGCUGACGUGUGUGUGCAUCUGUGUGUUUAUGUCCAAGUGUUUACGGCCAUCAAUGUACAGAACUUAACCCAUUAAUUUUCGACGACACAGAAACAGAAACCACAGCCCGAUCACAGCAUAUGCACACACAAUAUCAAGGUCUCUAGUAUCAUCAGUUGUCCCCAACAUGAAUAUUUGAUUAUAUUGAAAAUGCUUUUACUUUUAGCGUAAGCCGAUUUGUACAUAUACUUAUGACGCGAGCUGUUACAAACACA